This is a messenger RNA of Phalaenopsis equestris, 2210 nucleotides long. RefSeq lists its product as uncharacterized. The coding region runs from base 34 to 1932 and encodes 632 amino acids. The transcript is spliced from 8 exons. The record is from RefSeq and is a predicted model, not a curated record. NCBI's taxonomy places the organism in Eukaryota, Viridiplantae, Streptophyta, Magnoliopsida, Asparagales, Orchidaceae.
AAAGCGAGGGGAACACUCCCUGUCAGGUCGAAAAUGGCGGAAUUAGGGUUAGGGUUAGGGUCAGGGGAAGAGGAGGAAUCGAAGGGGGAUGAACGAACGGCGAGAAGAGGAAAGCUCACCUCGAGGUGGGGUAUCCGUCGUCAUCAUCGUCGCCUUCGGAGAGCUCGAGAAGGCGGCAACGAUGAAUCCGCCUAUUACUCCUCCGGCCAUUCUUCAGUCGGCGACGAUAGCUACCAUGAAGGUUCUUACUGGUUUGCAUCUGCACCGGGAAGCUUUGGAGGCCGAUUCUCCUUUGGAUCGGAGCUAUCCGCUCUCUCUCCGAGCCCACAAUCCUCCUUCACGAAUUUGGCCGGGUGUGAGCCGUCGUUUCUUCCUUGCCAGAACCCUGAGCCAGAGACAAGGGCAUCUUCAACUAAAAGCUGUGAACUUUCUACACCAAAAGAUCGAGGACUGGAUGUAGUGAUAGAUGAAGAGCUGGAACAGGAGGAAAGAACCAUAGAUCCUCCAACUAACACCACUGUGUCUCACAGUCUCAGAGAUUGCCAGAACCAAAGGGUUACUUUCGAAUCCUUUUCUUCUCCGAGCGAACCUCGAAGAUGGCGGCCAGGCUCACUCGAUCUGAACGGCUAUGGAACAAACGCCGGAGCUUCUUCAUCGCUCCAUCCCUUCACCUGCAGUGCCUAUUACACAAAGAAUAGUUGCGCUCCAUCAAUUCAGAGCAGAUCCAACAUGUUGCCGAGUCCCGGAACGCCGAAUUACUUCCACGUUAAUGGCGGAAUCAGUUCUUGUCAGAAAGGAUGGAGCUCCGAACGGGUUCCGUUGCCGGCGAGUCGCGUGCAGAGAUACGGCGGCGGCUUCGCUCCAUUGUUCCCUUUUAACAAUGGCAGAACGAUGCCGUCCAAGUGGGAGGAUGCGGAGAGGUGGAUUUGCAGCCCGGUUUCCGGCGAUGGUUCGAAGAGGCCGGUGGUGCUUCCGCCAUAUCACCGGCGACCGAAGUCCAAGAGUGGUCCGCUUGGAGCUCCGGUGUUGAUCUCUGGCUCUUCGUCUCAUGCACCGGCAUCGCCGCAGAUCCCCUGCUUUGAUAAUGGGAAAGUUGUGAAUUUUGAGGGCGGUUCGCCAUUGCUGGCGGGGGUUCUCGUGACAGAUCAGCAAUUGUAUGGUAUGAAUGGCAGAGAAAAACUUUUUGGUUUUAACUCUGAAGUUCAUAUCGAUAGAGCGGCAAGUCUGGAUUCCUUCGUGCAGCCAUCGACUUCUUUGUCAGCCGAAGUUGUUUUCCGAGGAUAUAGAUUUAAUGGGACUCGGGAACUAGCCACAAUGAUGUCCCCUUUGGCUAGGAGCAGAGAUGUUGGCACGCAAAUGAGUCCUGAAGGAAGUACUCCAUCUUCCCCAAAGGAGAAGCCUUCGUCGCUAUCUCAAUCUCCACUAUUUGUUCAUACCAUUACAGAGUUGCAGAGCAAUUUUCCGUGUCUAGAGAUCAGAGACGUGCAGGUGGAUGACCGAGUCACAGUGACGAGGCGGUCGAAGAAACAUAUUUCUCGAUGCUCUGAUAAGCGAUCGACAGAUACAUUGGAAUGGAAGAAGAAAAGAUUGGAGAAUAGAAUGGCGGAUUGGGAAGUUAUAGGCACCGAAAGACGCAUAUCAAAGUUUGAUAGGGAGGAAGCUAAGAUUGCUGCCUGGGAGAACCUACAGAAAGCAAAAGCUGAGGCUGCUCUACAAAAACUGGAAAUGAAAUUAGAAAAAAAACGGUGUUCUUCAAUGGAAAAGAUUUUGAGCAGGCUUCGAUCGGCUCAGAAGAGAGCUCAAAAUAUGCGAAGUUCGGUGGUGGCUCAACAAGUUUGCAUGGCUCCCAAAACCGGCCGGAGCGUCUCGUAUUUCCAAAAAUAUCGCCGAAUGUCUUCUUUUCAAGGAUGCUUUACCUGCCAAGGCUUCUAAACACAUCAUUGUUUUCUUAAGGGUUUCCUAAGUGAAAUCUUCUGGUAGUGUCCGCCUCAAUUCUAAAAUUUUAUUUCAUUGAUGCUGAUACCUUAAGUUUCUGUAAUUUAUUUGGAUUCCGCUGACAUUUUGCAGCAAUUUCCCUAGUAAGCUAUCAAACAAAAGUAUAUGGAUAUUUUUGAAAUUACAAAUUAAUGAACUGGAGUUUUUUUGGAGGGUUCCCUAAGUGAAAUCUUCUAGUCUUUGCCUCAAUUCUAAAAUUUUCUAUAUCCUUGAUG